UCCCGCCUCUGCUUUCACAAUUAGUCAAUUUCAUAAACAGCACGGUAUUUUGGCUUACAACACACGAACACAAUAGUUAUUUGUUAACAAUUUAAUUGUUCAGUUUAAACGAGGCUUAUUUGCAAGGGCCAGGGCGGUUGUUCGGGCAACUCUGGUCAGGCGAUUUUGCAUUUUCGGGUGCCUUUUUUUUUGGGUCCUACCAUCGCUUCCGUUGGCGGUGGCUACAUGCUAGCUAGCAUCAUUAGCACCUCAUAGCAACUAGCAGGGAUAUUGUUUUCUUUUCUAAUGACAGACAUUCCACACUCCUUACAAUAAAGUCAAUCACACAACACAUGCCCCCCUGACCAGCCCCAGGAGCCACAGGCAUGAGACGGCGUCCUCAAAUAGUGUGAAAACACUCGACUUCAAAUAGGAUGCCCCAAUAUAAACAGACGGUAGCACACCCCCUAAAUUAGUAUUAACUGUGCCAAUGGAGGAGGAAUCACUGCCACCUCCUGGCAGCAACCCGGUGGAAAAAGAUGUGGGACAAAGCGCAGAGAAGACGAGUGAACCAGAGACGACCAUUGAAGCGGAGAAGACGAGUGAAUCAGAGACGACCGUUGAAGCAGAGAAGACCAGCGAAGCAGAGAAGAGCAGCGCAGCAGAGUUGACCGGUGCAGCACAGAUGACCGGCGCAGCAGAGAGGACCGGCGCAGCAGAGAGGACCGGCGCAGCAGAGAGGACCGGCGCAGCAGAGAGGACCGGCGCAGCAGAGAUGACCGGCGCAGCAGAGAUGACCGGCGCAGCAGAGAGGACCGGCGCAGCAGAGAGGACCGGCGCAGCAGAGAUGACCGGCGCGGCAGAGAAGUCCAGCGCGGCAGAAAAGACGAGCGAGGCCGAGAAGACCAGCGUAGCUGAGAAGACGAGCGAAGCCGAGAAGACGAGCGAAGCCGAGAAGACGAGCGAAGCCGAGAAGCCCAGCGAAGCCGAGAAGACCAGCGAAGCCGAGAAGACCAGCGAAGCCGAGAAGACCAGCGUAGCCGAGAAGACCAGCGUAACCGAGAAGACCAGCGAAGCCGAGAAGACCAGCGAAGCCGAGAAGACCAGCGAAGCCAGGAAGACCAGCAUAGCAGAGACGACCAGCGUAGCAGAGAAGACCACACAAAAAAACCAAGAUGCAACAGAAACCCCUUCUUCAGGUGCUGGAGGAGAAACACUAGGAGAAGAGAAGAAUCCAAUAAAUGACAAAGCGAAAGACCAUGUUGACAAUCCUCCUACUGAUUGGCUGGAACCACUUGAUGAUGAUGAGCAAAGUGAGGAUGAUCAGCAAAGCAUGGCAGGAGAAAGUGAAAAGAGUCAUAGUUUCGGGGGCAGUGAAAAAGCAAUGAAAGGAGCGACGAAGCGUGUACACACCCGACGCAAGCGUACACAUCCUGAUGAGGGCUGGGUUGAUGUCCCUGCGCUUGGAGAGGGAUGGAGACGAAAAGAGGUUAUUCGGCGCUCAGGUUGUAGUGUUGGCCAAAAGGAUGUCUAUUACAUCAGCCCAGAUGGUAAUCGAGUGAGAAGCAAAGUCGAGCUGAUGUCAUUGCUUACGGAACUUGACAUGUCAAAUUUUGACUACAAAGAGGGGAUGUUCUACAAUGGCCUACCGAAACCUCGACGCAGGGGAAAAACUAAGAAGACGCAGUCGUCGCAGCACCAAGAUUGCGCUGAACCAAGCUUGGUGAAGAAAGAGGGGGCAGACCCUCCGAAAUCCAACUAUAUGCUCCCUCCCAAGGACUGGUCCAAAAAUCUCUACUCCAAUCAAACGUCUUUCUCCACGCAGAAACCAACGGGAAUUUCUUACACAAAGGCUGCCAAUGAGAAUGUGGUACCCAGUAUUAAAAUUAAGAUUCAUCGGCAGGUGUCAUCCUUGCCGCUCCCCUCCAUAAACGGAGCAAUUGGCACUGAGGAAAACCAACUGAAAUGUUGGAGAUGUGGUCUGUGCUUCUUUGGCACGUGGUACGACAGGCAAAGAAAGAGACCCUACUGUCCUUCAUGUUGGGCCUCAAAAUCAAAUGAACACCCAAUGGUUCGAUUCCGGAAGUGGUUUCCGUGUGGGCAGUGUGUGGGAUGUCGUACCACAACAAACUGCAACCAGUGUGCCAACUGCAAGAAUGGACUGAAUAGCCCGGAGAACAGAAAACGAAUAUGCAGAAUGCGCAAAUGCAUCUCUCCCAUUCGUAAGGGCUCUGAAAGUGAAGAAAUCCAGCCUGUCCUGCCACAAAACGACGUUCCGGAAUUACUGGAAGAUAGCAUGAGUUUUCAGGAGGAAAUGACAGAAUCACAGCAAGAGAGUCUAAAAAGCAGCAACACUGACAACUUUUCUGCCAUUAUGGACUUUGAUGACGAUGAUGAUGACAUGUCAACUGAUGAUGAUGAUGACUGGCAUAGAAAACGUAAACGGCGCGCUUGUGGGAAAUGCAACGCGUGUCUCUGCAGGAAGGACUGCGGCACGUGCGACUUCUGCGUGGACAAACCCAAGUUUGGUGGCCGAAAUAAAAAGAGGCAGAAGUGUCGCCUCCGACAGUGUCAAAGACAGGCGAUGAGGCACUUGCUGCCCCUUCAGAUGUCUCACAGCGAGUAUACGUCAGCUGAUCCUUUGUUGCCAGGCAGGCCGAGGCCUCACUACACGUACAGUCGAAAGACGAAUUUAAAGAAUAAAAAAACAUCAGUGUCUUUGGAUUUCUCUGACGAUGACCUCCAAGAUUUGAGUUGGAGCUCGGAACCUUCGAGCAGUACCAAACACAUGGACAUAAACCAGAUUGACUCUUCUAAACAGUUAGUUCGUUCAAUUUUGGAAGAGCAACAUCAAGCAGCACAACGAGAUCUUGGCCGAGAAAACAGUGCUCAAUUUCCAUUGUUGCUGGACGAGCAAAAUGAAAGGGAUGAAGAUGAUUUUCACUUUGACGCAGAUACUCAUAUGCCAGUUGAAGAGGGCGAAGAGCUGCCAAUGAUCACACAGAUCUUCAGUUUGGCUCAGAAACCUGCAGAGAGCGUGGGAGACUUUGACAUUCAUCUUAAGAAACUGCUCACUUCUUUGCGCCAGACCACGUUGCCAAUCCUGUGGUACGCCAUAUUGGUGGAGGGCCCGCAGCUUCAGCUCAUCCAAUGUGCGAAACAGUCCACCAUGUCCGACACCAUAGUGCUGAUCGACCCAGGCUUUUUCUAUCAGGUCACCGUGCAAAAUCAACCGCUGGCAUCUACCCACACGCUCUAUAACGAUUACCCGCCGAAGUUGACCUCCGUGAGUGAAGUGGUCAGACUGCUUUUGGGCCUGGAGAACUACGUUCUGUGCAGGGGGUUGCCCCCCAAAACGCCCUUUCCCACUAAUGGCCCCAUCACAUUGGAGCGGGCCUCGACGUGUGAUUUCUUAGUGGAGAAAAGGGUGAGCAUCUGCUCUAACUGCAAAUUGCUUUGUGGAUGAGGAAGUUCAACUUCAGAGCGAGGAACAAACGUUUCACCAAGCUGGGGCGGUGGAGGAGGGCGCUGCUGUGUCCUGCGUACAGGAUUGAAGCAUCACCAAAGGCAUUCCAAGAACAUUCAUUCUCCGGUGUUUUUCUUUUGUCACUCUUCUGAAUUGUGAUGGAAGGUGCUGCGUCCUCUCAGACCCUUUGUGUGGUUACCGGUGCUGGUUGAUCCACAUUUACUUGAGGAACUAAAACCUCUUCCUACAUUUUCUAUUGAUUCCACUUCUCUUGCCCAAAGCCGUGCCUCAGUUAUGAUCAGCCCUCCCAAUAAUUCCUCAUUGUCACAUUUUUAUGCUUGCUACUUUUUUUUUUUUCCUUACCAAAAAAGGUCAGGUCAUUACCUACUUUUGUGUAUUUUCCUCUGUUAAACUUCAACAUGCCACAUCACUAAGCGCUAUAGAGUCCACAAAAUAUGUUAAAAGGUUUGAUUUGGACAGAAAUUGCUGUGUUUAUACAGUAUGGUCUGAAAUUUGAGUAGCAUCCUUAUUGAGAUCUGAUCCAGAUAACAGCAAUUCAGUUGUAAAAAAAAAUUAAAAAAAAUCCAGUUAGCAUGUUCACAAGCUUUGAUAUUUGUCCAAUCUUAACAGAUCAAGUUGUCCUUUCUUGUGUUUAUGCAGUUUUGGAUCAUAUUAAUUUGGGACCUUAGGUUUUGUGAUUUUGUAGGUGACAGAUUCAGGCUUGAAUCAAUUGCACUGGUUACUGUUUUUUGUCAAUAAUAUUGUCACACAUUACUGUAAAUGAAUGAUUUAUACCGCCAACAUGUUUUGGGGAAAAUGAAUAAAUGCAAUAUAAAAUGCUGUAUAAAAUACAGAAGGUUUAUGCACACACACUCUUUUGAAAUCAUCAACAAAACUCUUUGUUGCUACUUGAGGAAGGAAAUAAGGCUUUCAGUUUACAUGCAUGGAUUAUAGAAAUGAAAUAUUUGAUUGGGCCAUUAAUGAUUGGUUUGAACCAUUCUUUUUCCAGGGUCGAAUGUUUAUACAAUGUACACUUUAAUUUGGGCGCAAAGUUUGAAUUCUUUCAAAUGUUCUCUGGGUUUACACAUGAUCACUUAAUUAUAUUCAAAUACAUACAUAGUUUUUGUUUCAAUGUCCUUAUUUCUGUAGCUGUGCUUCCGGCAAAAUGUUACAACAGAGUUGGUAAAGUUGGGUGUUUUUCUUUUGGCACGGACCAAGUCGGCUUUUAAUCAUACUGUAGUCCAUACGAUUGAUGUCUGGGUUUUGGCAAAGUACAUUCCAGAAACUUAAUGUUGCUCUUAAUGUUUGGGAUUAGUUAUCAUGUCGUGUUCAAGCUUUUGCCGUCUAGCUGUUGAUUUUCGGGAAAGCUGAAGAAUGUGACGGUAGUCAACAUUUGCAGCUGCAAAUUCUUUCUUGGCCUGCGUCCUCCUCUCCAUGGACUGUGACCAUGGUGUAACAGCAGUUUCUAGUUCAUGACGGGCUUGAGUCUUGUUAGUUUCUGAACAUCCGAGAGGAACAGUUUGGGUCUCCUUCCAUACUUUUGACAAAGCUACUGAUGCUUUCAAAUAACUUCAUUUGUUCAAUGGAUCGGGCUUGGAAUCUGCACUUGUUUAAAAGCUGCUCUAAAAGACUUCCCCAACUUCUGUACAGAGGUACCUCCGUUUUCUUUAGUAAUCCGUUCCAAAGAACUGAAGAAAACCAAAUUGUACAAAAACUAUAAAUAAUUGCCAAUUCAAUGACUCAGUUCAGGCAAUCUAAAAACAAAACCUGUUUUAGUAGUUCUAAUACAUACUUUGCUAAGAGUUCUCCUUGAGUUCAAGACUGUUUCUCACCUUCAGUAGGCACUUACAACUUUCUUUAGCUAUCACGGUGGCUUAUUUUUGCCAACUUCUGGGAUUCUUUCUUUGGACGCUCGUUCCGACAGAAUGACACGCAGGCAAACAGACUCGUUUGUUACGUGCAAUGUUUGGCCACACAAUAACUGAGAUGGUAUACCAAGAACCGAAAUAUACAAGAAAGUUGUGCGUACAAAAGCCUAGGUACCAAAGUAUUUCUAGAGUUCUCCUUCUAAUUGCUCGCUGAAAUCCGUCAACUGUUUUCUUGUAUUGAUUCAUCCAUGAGUUCAUUCUUUUUACGAUAUACAGUCAACUGUGAUCACUAACUUGAAAUUAACAGGGAUUUUCUAGUUCAAAAAGAGUGUCACAGAUGUAUUUAUGUGUAUUUAUUUGAAUAUUUAUGACCCUGUUUUGUACGUUUAUAUAAUCGUUCCACCUUUGAAAAAGAGUGGUUCAAAUUAUUCAUUAAUGGCCUGAAAUUAAUCAAAUCCAUAGAAUAGAAUAGAACGCCUUUGUUGCCAUUAUACAAUUGUACAACGAAAUGAUCAAUCAAAUUCAUGCUUGUAAUGAUGGACUGUUAACUUCUUACCUUCGAGAGAGGGGUCAACUUCUUUCUUUUUGGUGUCAGGUUGUUGUUUUUUUAAUGUUAUUUUGUAUAAAUAGUCCUAGUUCCCUCAAGUAAUUGUGGAUCCCCUUUAAAGUAUUGUUUCAAACAUUUCUGUUUGCUAUUUGGGUUUUACAUGUUGAGAAUUUUGUUCAAAUGACUAUUUAAUUUGAGCCUCAAUUAAAAUGAUCGGUUAAAAAUGA
Nerophis lumbriciformis (worm pipefish) is the source of this 6087-nucleotide messenger RNA. It is a transcript of the gene mbd1b, whose product is annotated as methyl-CpG binding domain protein 1b. Gene Ontology annotation, biological process: negative regulation of transcription by RNA polymerase II; DNA methylation-dependent constitutive heterochromatin formation. Lineage: Eukaryota; Metazoa; Chordata; Actinopteri; Syngnathiformes; Syngnathidae. Gene Ontology annotation, cellular component: nucleus. Gene Ontology annotation, molecular function: methyl-CpG binding; zinc ion binding. The record is from RefSeq and is a predicted model, not a curated record.